This is a messenger RNA of Physcomitrium patens, 3112 nucleotides long. RefSeq names its product protein ASYMMETRIC LEAVES 2. The record is from RefSeq and is a predicted model, not a curated record. Lineage: Eukaryota; Viridiplantae; Streptophyta; Bryopsida; Funariales; Funariaceae.
GUGGGUGGGUGGGUGGGCGGAACCCAGUGCGGAUUGGUUUUCCCUCUCGCUCCAGAUCUGGUGGAAACACCAUCCUACGCCGAAUUUCGAGUUCCGAGUUGGCGCGAGGUCAUCGUGGGGGGCUUUGGAGUUGUGCAGAUGGGAGGAUGCAUGUGUUGCUCCCUCCGUCUCCUCCCCAGAGACGAGGCUUCUCGGGUUUUGCUGACGCUAGUUUCGUAGAGGAGGCCCUUGAAUCAGGGAGUCGCCUUGGGCUAUGAGGGUUGUGGUGCAAGAGCGAAUUGAUGGAUUUCGUGAUGCUUUGUCAACAACCAUGAAGAGAGCCGCUUGCGAUGAGUGCCUCAGUCAGUGCAUUUCAGCUUCAAUCGUUUCUUGUCCUGGAGUUUUGCCCCACAUGAGGUUUAGGAUCCAUCAUGCUUUCUUGAAUUCUGCUGGUGUUGUGAGGUUUUGCUGCUAACUCGGGAGGACGAGUUUGCGGUGGCACAGAUUUGGACAAGUGAUCUCUCGAUAUGAACUUGCUGCCUAUGGGAUUUUUGGUGGAUAGAAAUAGGGCACAAUCUGACGGAAGGUCUGUCGAGACUAUUCCUGAUGGUGACUGGAAGUUCCGAGUCAAUUGUGAAGCAUGUUAUAAGAUUUAGAGAAAUCCUGGACGUUCAAGAUAAUAUAGAGAAUAUAUUCGUCUAUGGUUACUGUGAACGGAGAGAAGUAUUGUUCUUUACUAAACUUGGGAUCUGAUAGCCAGGAAUGGCAUCUUCCUCGAGUUCUCCGUGCGCCGCAUGCAAGUUCCUGAGGAGGAAAUGCACUUCGGAAUGUGUGUUUGCGCCCUACUUCCCACCCGACCAGCCUCACAAGUUUGCCAAUGUCCACAAGAUAUUUGGAGCUAGUAAUAUCACAAAGCUCCUGAACGAACUCCCCAUGCACCAAAGGGAGGAUGCGGUGAAUUCUCUUGCAUAUGAAGCGGACGCGCGUGUGAAAGAUCCUGUCUACGGGUGCGUGGGCGCUAUAUCAGUCUUGCAGAGGCAAGUGGCGCAACUGCAGAAUGAACUAGCUAUUGCGCAUUCAGACUUAGCGAGGUAUGCAAGCGCAGGAAUGGUUGUUCCAUCCGUGGGCCAGGGGGGAGCGUCAUCAUCUUUAGGAGUAGGAAUGAAUCUUUCCCGAGGACAGCCGAACCGUGAACAAAUGCUCACGAGGGAGCAGUUGAUGGACCUUGCCAGAGAUCCUUCACAUUUGUCUAGAGAGCAUCUCAUGGAACUGGCUAGAGGUGGAGGAGGAUCUUAUGAAACCCUUCAAGCCCUUGGUCUUUCUGGAGCCCUAGGACCACUCGGACCAUUUCCAUCUAAUCCUAGACCGGGAGGGGAGAGCGGAAACAGGAGCGGAGGUGAAGGCGGGAAUGGAGGUGGGGGUGGCCGUGGCGGUGGGGGUGGAGGUGGAGCUAGCGGCAGCAACACUGGAGGACAAGUGACCUCGCCAUGAUGGCUAUGAAUGGGGUGCUGUGCUGAGAGUGUUUUGAAAUGAGUAGAAGCAUUAGCCGAGUGUUCCGGGCGAGGGGUUUUGAUGUUCCGAUGCUCUGGAAGAUUCAGAAGGACGUAGCUCAGAGAUAAACCGCUCGCGACGAACUUGAGAGCAUGCAGUUUUGACGGUGUCGAGUCUUAUGGAUUUCCUUCAGGGUCUAAUAAGGUCUCUUAUCCUGUUUGCGCCAAGGUCUGACGAAUUCGUUCAGGGGGGUUUGGAUAUCCCAUAGUGGUAAACAUUGAGACCUGCCGUAUUUAGGAAGUGCUGUUCGAGAACUGCUUUUGAGUAGGUGCAGGUCCAUGCUCUCAUGCUGAAGGAGCAGCCGCUUCUGAUGCCUAGGUGGUUUGCAUGCAGUAUCCAAGGCUUUUCCAAUGUGGCUGGGUUUGCCCUGGUUUGCGAGUAUAGAAUGUCCUUGAUCACAUUUAAUUCGUGCCUGGAGUGCGCUGAUCUCUUAGACACUCAAUCCUCGGCACAUACCAAAGAUAGAGGCUGUUUAUACCAGUCAACGAGUUUGAAAACUGUACUGGCUAGCUCGAUCUUAAGCAAGAUGCUACUCUCUGGACCGGACGGCUCAAUUACUCUUCAUUAAAAAAGCAUCGAAUAGCUCGUCGAUAAUCUCGUUUGCAGGUCAUGUAGGGUCGGUUCUUCAUCCCUAAAAUGUGUAUUUGAGUUGGUUCGCUUCGUUGUAUUCAGCGAGUCGAUGAUGGGUGUGGGGAUCGAAGUUCCAGUUCGGCUUUUUUCACGUAGUAAUUGGAAAAAGGUAGUGUACCGCGAUACCAAUCGCAGUGUCACUACAAGUUCAUUCCCGUGUAAUUUUGAUACUUGCACUUUCUGGAUUGGAGUUUUGUCAUGUAGUGAAAAGUGUUCCGAUGUUCUUUGGGCCAGUGAUCAUCAGGGUUCUAUCGGACUCAUUCAAAUGGUGUCCUGAUAACUUGUUUCUGAACUUUACGCUUCAUAGUGUCUUCCUACACACGUCAAUAACCAAUCUAUAUUCCUUUUUCAUUUCGCAUUGUGACUGGGUUGCUUCCCAAAGGACAUAUUUAUGAGGGUGACAUCAGUUUGUGAUUCUUUAGCGGGUUAAAGUAGCUCAUCUUUGAUAUUGGACCGAAUAAAACGUUCUUGAAUCUGGAGUUCCUGGCGAUUGCUAUCUCAACACUCGGCCGCGGCCGUUUUCUUGAUGUGGCGUUUCGAGGAGGUCAUCAGUGGUGCAUUCCGCGCUUUGAUCAGUCAAGGUGUGAAUCUAAACCUUCGUCAAGGGCCCCACAUAGUUCAGUGGUGAUUGCUGUUAAGAACAUUUCACUACUCUGGAUCAGUGUUUUCCGGAUGUACGUGCAGGUACCCUUUUAGUCAAGCAUGACAACAUAGAGUCUAUUAAUUUCUGAUAAACACCUUUUUGAAAUCGUGUCACCUGUCUAGAACUGUCAGCUUGAACUACAGCAGUUUAGUGCGGGUACCUGACUCUUGGAAGGGAAACAGUUGAACAUUAAGGUACCAGAUAUGGAGUUGACCUCCGAGCUGCACUUUGGGUGUGGUCAUAUUCGGCUUACUAUUAAGUUGGCUGAAUUCACCGUCGUUUUAACACCGCAUGGAUGAUUGAAGGUUA